AGUUGUGGGUUGUUGAUUGUAGAUUAGAUGUGGGGCACGGGUUUAUAAUAAAAGAACUAUAGAGGACACCCGCAUAGAAAGCAAUAACAAUGGUAACCCGAAGACCCGGGCGAUUGAUAGAAAUAGGCCCCAUCUACCUCGUCUACAGGUAGUGGGCCUCAUACAAUGCAGGUAAAGUCUUAUCUUUACGAAUCGGAGUCGAAAAAAUCAAGUUUGCAGUUUUGACGAGUGGGUAUCUGGUGAAAGUGCAUCUCUUAUCUCUGUCGGCCAUCAACCGCCGCGGGGAGAGGACGAGAGUGUCUAUAAUAGUCCCCGAGAAAGUGUUUCCUGUUUUAACUUAUUGCACAGAGGAGGAGAAAGUCCAGGAUGGACGAAACGAUGGUUCUGUGGAUGUUGGCACUGGUGAUGCUGGGCGGCUCUUAUCUCGCCGGCUCACUGCCACUCGUCAUGAACUUAUCAGAGGACAAGUUACAACUAGUGUCAGUUCUAGGCGCCGGAUUGCUCGUAGGGACUGCAUUAGCUGUUAUUAUUCCAGAAGGUGUUCGUGCCUUGUUUAAUGGUGCUGUGCAAUCUGCAAUUAAACCACAGGGUGAAAGCAACGCACACGACAGACAUGAUCUUCACAGUUUAAUAGGCUUAAGCCUGGUGUUAGGUUUCGUUUUCAUGUUAUUAAUUGACCAAUGCUCGACAAAGCGAAGUGGUGGAAAGGAACGAAGCGUGACAGCCACACUCGGCCUCGUCGUUCAUGCAGCCGCGGAUGGAGUUGCCUUGGGAGCUGCGGCGACGACGUCACAGGCUGAUGUCGAGGCGAUAGUAUUCUUGGCGAUUAUGUUGCACAAAGCUCCAGCAGCAUUUGGACUCGUAUCUUUUCUUCUUCAUGAAGGAGUAGAAAGAAGGCGAAUACAAAAGCAUCUGUGGGUAUUUUCGUUGGCGGCCCCGAUUUCAGCCCUAAUUACGUAUUUUGGAAUUGGAAAGGAAGGUAAAGAGACCCUUAGCAACGUGAACGCGACAGGUUUGGCUAUGUUGUUUAGUGCGGGUACAUUUUUAUAUGUAGCGACAGUACACGUUCUGCCAGAAUUGAUGACUAGAUGUAAUAACGGUAAUUACUCACAUUUGCCAACGGACACCCUUACAACACCUUCUUAUGGACUCAAGUUCAAGGAGAUCGUAGCACUAGUGGUUGGUUCCUUUUUACCGGCUCUUAUCACAACGGGUCACCACCACUGAUUAUUGUUUCCAUAAACAGCUUGAGAAGUAAUUUUUUACUCUACUCGGGUGUUGGUAGCUUAGUUGAAAGAGCUAUCAGUUGGAGAUCCAGUAUUUUUCCAGCAGAACCGACGUUUUAUCGAUUUAAAUCAUGAUGAAAUGUUAUUUGUACAUAGGUGAUUCAAAAUAAUAUUUUUUAAUGACUUAUUUGGAUAAAUAAACACUAGAUGAUUUAUUAAGUGUAAAUUUUAAUAAUUAUAAUGGUAAACAUUCAGGAGUGGUUUUAUGUACGUUGGAUAUACACUGUUAGUUAGAUCUAGUUAGCAGACAUAAAUAGUUCUAUUUUAUUUUUCUGGGAUAAAAUGUUAAUUUUGAUGUUAAGCAAUUUUUCAUUUUUAUUGACAAAGUGUCUUAGAAGUGACAAUUUUAACAUAAGUUAAAUACAAAUACACUUCAACAAUCUAUGUUACAUUAAUUAAAUAAUAUAUCAUUGAGAAAGUGUACCUGUAGUACUAGAAGGUAUUUAGCCGAAUUAUAAUUGAACAGCUAGACACAGAAUUUAUAUGACCAUGGAAAAAACUAUAACUUAUUUAUGUGAUAAUAACAAUAAGUCUUUUAAAAUAAAUUACAAAUUUUUUAUUAUAAAACUUUUGU
Molecule: messenger RNA, 1860 nt
Organism: Copidosoma floridanum
Lineage: Eukaryota; Metazoa; Arthropoda; Insecta; Hymenoptera; Encyrtidae
Gene: Zip102B
Product: Zinc/iron regulated transporter-related protein 102B
Biological process (GO): transmembrane transport; zinc ion transport
Cellular component (GO): membrane
Molecular function (GO): metal ion transmembrane transporter activity
Source: RefSeq, a predicted model, not a curated record